CCCACAACCCUGAGUCCAGGGGGCCUGCCCCUCAGCCAUCACCCCCGCCAAGGAUCUCCUGCUCCUGGAUAGAGGGAGGCCAUCCUGGGGUGAAGGUCCUAUGGCCAAGCACCACAGAGGAUGCUCCUUUGCUUGGAGGGAGAAACCAGGGGGUCUCCAGUCCCUGGGACCCAGGAGCUCCCCACUUCUGCCUCCCAUGGGCAAGACCUGCUACCCCUAUUGCUCUGCAAUCCUGGACCAGCUCCUGGGGUGGAGGGAUAGGGUUCCCACAGCCCAGUGAGUGCCACCACCGGCCCUAGGGCACAAGUGACUGCAAGUGUGGCCACCAUCUGCCUGGAGGUCCCUGGGGACAGAGUAGCUGCAUCCUCCCGGAAUGGGGGUACCUGGGAGGCUGGGAGCUUUAGUGGUGGUUUGAGUGCCCCCAUGUGGAGGUGUGACUCUGAGCUUUGACUUUGUCAAGAGGGAGACUCGAUCCUCUCAUCAUAGCACACCCUACAAAACACAUGUAGUCCACCAGCAUUGGAGACCAGGCCCAGCUGUGGCUAUCAAUCAGGCCUCAACCUGUGAUCAAGAUCAGGGCUCUGUCUAUGACCAAGGAGCAGGACUCAGACCAGAAGCAAGGAUCAGGUUUAGUCUGUAACCAGGGUAAAGGCUCAGUGUGUGACAGGGGAAGGGUUCAGUUCAUGGUAUCUGUCCUGGCACCGGCUAUGUGUGAGGCUGUAGGACCAAGCUUUAGAGCUCUAUCCUUGAUCUCAGUCUCACGGGCUAUGAGCCUCCCUUUUGGGAACCUGGUCCUGUCCUGGACUUGUUUCAGCCUGAGUCCUUGAGCCUCACUGGUGGGGAAGUAAGGUGGAAAGGGGUGCUUCAGCCAGGUCCCAGCCUGAACCAGGGCCCCACCUAUGUGGAGGCCCAAAUAGUUCCAUGGCCUGUAGGAAACAGGGAAGGACUUAGUUUGAUGGGGAACAAAGAAGCCAGUGGCCCCAAAUUUGGGCUGGAAGAGGAGCCAGGAGCAGAUGGGGAAAGAAAGAGCUGAGCCCAGUGUCUGGUGGCCCAGGCCACUCAAACUCCUGGGCUGGUUGAUGAGGUGGACUCUCCUCCUUUCCCGGGACCUGCCAGCUCCGGCACCUUUCACCUCUGUUCCCGAAAUCAGGACUGAUGUCUCUGGUCUCUGGCCUCACUCUUGUCCUAAGCAGCAAAGAGAUCCUCUCUUGAGCUGAUGGCCAUGACCGCUCAGGCCAGGGAUGAGCACCCUGCCUCAGCACCCCCAGGAGGGAGCCCUACACCUGCAUGGCAAGCCUGGCCAUGGGCCAGGGUGAGGCUGGAACCAGCACUAGCCUAUAAGGGCAACAAGGAGCCCACCUUGCUGUUCCCAGGGUCUUCACAGCUCCCUACCUGUCUUGGGGGCCCAGUAUUCUACCCUAGUGUGGGCAGGGAAAGGCAGCCAUCUUGCUGAGGAAGAUGAUAGUGUAGGCUUCUGGAGCUCAGCCAUGGCCAGCACUCCUCAGCAACAGCACUACCCACCAGCAGCAGGACUCUUCCUUCCACUGUGUCCACUGGCAACCCUUGCUCAAGCUCCGGCAGUUACCUCCUUUCUCCCUGCCUCUUCCCUCCCCACUCCAGCCCUCUGUCUGGUCAGCAGCCAGACCCAAGAGAGUCACUCAGUACCUGUCUGUGGCCCAAAACCUCAGGCUCCACAGGUCAAGCCAAGCAGGAACUUAACUCAGUUAGCUGCUGUUUAUAGUGGUAAGGUGUGUCUGGUUCUGCAGCCUGAACACAGGGCCAGGACCAGGAGGCACGGGUAUCAUAAGGGCAAAUUGGACCUCAAAGGAACAAGGGCUGAGAUAGAUCUGUUUAGAAGGGCAGGGGAUUCCCCAAGAAGGAAAUGAGCUCUCUAACUCCAGGGGUAUCCAAGCCUGUGCUAAUUAGUUUUGUCAGGCCACAGGACAUUUUUACCCUGGGGAAAGGUCAAUUUAAGUUCCAUGACAGAGUUUAGGCUGGGCCACAGCCAGCACUGUCCUGGGUCUCUUUGAAAGAAACAUCAGUCCCAUGUCUUCAACUACCCAGACACUUCUAAUCCCACCCAUCCAUCCAUCUGCUCUUUUAUCCAACCAUUGUCUACUCAUCCUACAUCUUUUCAUCCAUCUAUAUGCUCACUCAUGCUGCCAUUCAUCCACCCAUCCUAUCAUCCAUACUUAUCCACCUAUCCAGCCACCCACCCAUCCUAUAUAUCCUCCAGCCUGUCACCCGUCCACCCAUCACCCCACUUACCCUUAUAUUUAUCCAACCAUACACCCACUCACCUCUCUCAUCCAUUGUUAUCCAUUCAUUGACCCGCCUACCCCAUCCAUCCUCUAUUCACUCACCAACCAUGCAUCUAUCCCCCCAUCCAUCCCUCCAUCUAGCAGCCAAUGCUGCUCAAUAGUUAGCACUGCCAGGCUUAGUUGAAGGAGUCCUACAGGAAUGGAAAUUCCAGGUGCUGUCUGACCCAAGCAUUAGUCCAGGAAGGGUGGGGCAGGCAUCCAGUUCCAAGGUAGGGUUGGGGCUUUAAUUGUAUCCUGAAGGUAGUUGAGAGCCAGGGAGGGUUUCUGGGAAGCAGUUCCUGGUGCAAUUUGCAUUUUAGCCAUUGCCUCUGAGUGGAAGGAGUGGCCAAGAAAGGGGAAGCAGACUCCCAGAGACGGACAAGGUGACCUCAUGGAAAAAUGGGGCUUGUGGGAAUUGGGCAAUGGUCAGUUGGGUAGGAGGGGACAGGUGUGGCUCCAUCUUGAGGAUUGCUUCGGUGCUUGGCCAGGCUUGGAGGGCUCUGAAGUUUCUGUGUCCCUGUAAUGGUCAGGCAGUGGGAGAUAGAACUUAAGUGUGCCCCAUCAGAGCUUCAGUUCGUUUCUACUGUCAGUCUUGCAUGGCUUAGGCAGUUUUUACACAUAUCCCCCCAUCUCUGCUGCCCAGCAUCCCUGAGGAGUAGAAAGAAUCAUCAUCCCAGUUUACAGAUUAGACACAGGCUCAGAAAAGAGGAGAAAUGACUUGCCAAUGGCCACACCGCACACAACUGGCAGGGCCAGGGUUCACCUGGGUCUGUGGAAUAGCCCUGUCCCCAGCUGCAGGGCUUGGGGAUUUGGACAAGGACUCUCAGACUCAGUGAGGUGAGCUGCCCCUCUGUGUCACACACACUGGGCUCAAACCCCAUCUCCUGGUUCCACACCUGGGUCCUGUGGGGAGGGCAUGGACUCACAGAGAGGUGGGAGGAGAAGAGAGCAGCUGUCCACCUAGGGCAUAAAUCCUGCAAGGGCAGGUGCUCUCUGACCCAGACACAGUGCUGCUUUUAUACCUGGUGAUUGGAUGCUGGGCUCAGAGAUGGGCUGAGGUGCUGGCGCUCUGCCUGCAAGAGGGCUGGCUGCGUGUACCCUCUCCAGGUUGCUACCCCACCCUGCCACCUGGACUCUGAGGAUUUCCCUGUUUUUCAAAUCCAGGGCAAGUGGCCCCUUCCAGGUAGCCUCAACUAGCAACACACCAGUGUCUUUGUCCUGCACACUCAGGAGCACAGCCACCUACCCCCAUGCUCCAAGUGCAUUUGCUCUGUGAUCUGCAGGGAGCUUACAGUGCCACUCACUAGUUUUCACAGUCGUCCUCUGGGGCACAUGUUCCUCUACCCAGGUUUUAGAUUAGAGAAGGGGAGACCAGAGUAAGGCCCUCGUGAUUAUACCAAGGUCACAUGGGAGACCAGGUGGAGCUAGGACUGGGCUCAGUCUACCACAUUCCAAAAGCAGGCACUCUCUGGCUCCUCUCCUAAUGUCUGGGCAUGUCUGUAGACAGAGCCCCAGGGGUGACCCACCCCGAUAUUGUUUACAUACUGCCCCAUGUGCAGCCCUGUGAUUUGAUUUAGUAACCAGGCUCUCCCUUUGCAAACCACGCCCUUCCUUUGCUUUCUUGCAAAGAUUUGUAUAACUCGCCCCAGCCCACAAAGCCAGGUCACUUCCACCCUUGCAACCUACAAACAGGAAAAGUCUUGAGGGACAAAGGGGCCACCCCGAGACCAUACUUGGAGAGCUGCAAGGCCAAGAGAAAAACUUGGGCCUCCUAGGUGCCAAGCCAGAGCUCCUUCCAGCAGCCCAUCCAGCCUCAAGAUCAGAGUGUGACUCUUCUAUGCCAGAGCCGGCCCCCCUCACCAGCCCUCCGCAGAGCCCACUCAGCCUGUCCAUCGAUCUAUUCAUCCACACAUCUACCCCCACUUUUCUAGCCACCUAUCCCUCCCUCUGUCCAUCCAUCCAUUCAUCCAUCCUCCAUCCAGCCAUUAGUUCCCCCAUCUAUUCAUUCCUCACUACUCUUUCAAAUAUUGUCCACCCAAACAUCAUUCUCCACCCAUCUACCCGUCUAUUUAUCCUUCCACCCAUCAAUCCAACCAUCAGUCCAACCUACCCAUCUAUCCAGCCAUGAAACUCCCCAUUAGGACACUGGAAAACAGACACCAAAGAGACUGAUCUGGGAAGGACUGCGGAGGAGGAGCACCUGGAUGGGGAAGAUCUGAGGCACUGGAUGGGAGACAAGACAGUAUGUCUACACCGUGAGAGGCCUAGAACAGGAAAAGGCAUGUGUGUGGGAUGGUGUGCCGCGAGAGAGAAGGUCAGAAAAAUUGUCAGGCCAUGGGGCCAGAGGGUAGGCAGUGCCCUGUCAUUAAGGGCCUGAAACCAACCAGCUCACCCUAAAGGCCAUUAGCAGGGAGGGGCUGGCCAUGAUGAGAGGUCACAGCAGCCCCAGCCACCCCACUUCCUCAGGCUAACCUUUUUCCACAUUGGCCUGGCCUCAGUUUUGUUGGUGUGUGUGGGUGAAGAGCAGGUGGACAGUCUCAGUAAGCAGGAGACCAGCCUUGGUCCCUGGCGCCAGGUGACUCCCUGCACUUGGGUCUUGAGGACCCCGAGACUGGAGCCAUGUGGCCUUCAGAAAGCCCAAAGAGGCAGAGCUGGGGUGUGAGGGGGCUUGCCAGAGCGUCUGCCUGGGCUCAGGUGAAGGGCCUCCCUAUCAGAGCCAUCCCAGGAAGACAGGGCGUCGGGAGCAGUGAGGGCCCUGUGAUCGAGGUACACCGGCAGAGGGGAGGGCCCAGGUGGCUGCAGAGGGAUCCUAUUCCUGAGGGCCUUUGAGUAACACAGUUCCCACCAUGACAUGGCACCACCCACAGUCCCGAUGGCCCUCACCCCUCUGCUCCAGGCUGCCCUACUGAGUCACACAGGUUCUGCCACCACCGCCCAAGAGCAGGAGCUACAAAGGCUGGUAUAAACCCUCAAAAGGGGCCAGCUGAUCCUAACUCCUGCACACCAGGAAUGGCCUCCUACUGGGCAAUGCAGCUACUGCUCUUGGCUGCCUAUGGUGAGGCCUUCAGGUGCUACUCCUGUGACCGGCCCACACCCGUUCAUUUGUGCAAGAACAUCACUUACUGCAACCUGGAGGACACAGCCUGCAAGACCACCCUGGAGAAAGUGGAGGCAGAGUACCCCUUCAACCAGAGCCCCAUGGUGACCCGCUCCUGCUCCACCUCCUGCCUGGCCACUGACCCCGACAGCAUCGGAGUGGCCCAUCCUGUCUUCUGCUGCUUCCGUGACCUCUGCAACUCAGGGGAGGUAGCUGGGUUCUAGCCGCUCUGGGGGCCAUGCUCCUCAGCACAGCACCUUCUCUUUUGACAGGGCCUGGCACUGCCUGUGGUUAUCUCGCCCUACCUCUGCAAGCUGACCUCCCUGGGCCUCAGGCCACUUACUCUGCCCCUAAGCUUGUAGAAAAUAAAUAAACCAUAGGUGGAGACAACUUCUGCCUUCUGGGCACUGAGAGCCCACAGAGCUGGCCUUCAGGACAGCUGGGCUGAAUCCUGGAAAGUUCCGGCCACCUGAACCUCCUUCUCAUCUGGGGCCUAAUGGAACCAUUUCUCAGAUGAGGAGACAGUGGCACAAAUGCUGCCUGGGCCAUGUUUCCUGAAACAUAGCCCAUGUCUCAGCCCAGGACCUGUUAUUAGCCCCAGGAACCUUAACCCUCCCCCCAAGAACCUCCCCUCAAACCCUGGGGGUCACUCCACCCCAGAGUGGAAAGGAAGCUCAGAGUCAGGAUCUGGUUUCUUCCAGUAGUGGGACUCUCUGGUUCUGCCUAGCCUGGCAAGGUGGAUGAGGCUGCAGCGAGGAGGGUGAAAAGCAGGAGGCACAGGGAGCUCAGGUUGCCUGCCCCUGCCUGGCAACUGGCCUCUCCAUUGGCCUUAGUCACCGCCUCUGGCAAUAGCUUGCCUGUCCUCUUCGGACAGCUGGGGAGAUUGGAUGAGACGGUAGCCAGUGCUAGCUUUUCUCCCAGGCCAGAAAGCCAGGGGUGGCUCCCUGCCAUGCUGGACCCACAGCACUCCCAGGGCUGUCCCCAAAGGUAGAGGAUUGGAGGGAGCAGGGUGCCUGCAGGGGCUGGGCCCCAUGAAGGGGGCCAGGUUCCUUAGGAGACCUGGACUUCAGACCCCUUCUUCCCCCUCCACACGUGCUUUACCUGCCAUGGGGGAUGCAGCAACGCUUGAGCGACCCUAAUGCCCCUCCCCAGGCCCACGUUCCUGCAAGGGGGCUGAGCACUGUCUGGAUUCUGCCCUGCAGAUCUUGGCCUCAGGCUUCAGAGGCCACUGGGCCUUGACCUUGGGGUUCCCCCACUACCUGCUGCUGCUGGGGCACCAGCGAUGUGCCUCGAGUUUGGGUGACCAGCUUGGGACACCUGAAUGGCACAGGGAGUAACCAGAACGGUGGCGAGGGUCCCUCAGUACUCCUGGGAGAGCUCCUCCUUCCUGGAAGCCCAGCGGCCACCCCAAGCGAGCUGCUUCCCUAAGAAUCAGCAUCCUUAGCAGCAGGCGCUGCCUGACAGGUCUCCCUUAAAGGAUGCUCCUGGGCCCACCCUGCCUGCAGUUCCCUCAGCCAGGGCCCCCUGGGUUAUGGCUGGAUUUCCAGAGAAACCACUGGCCCUGGGUUUGGAGUCAAGAGGCCCGGGGCGCGGCCUCACAGUAGGGAGUGAGCAGAUGUCACCACCUGGAGGACAGAUGGGAUCACUGCCUCUGCAGCGGCGGCCCGGAGCUAGAGGCCUCAGCAUUGCAUCGGCGUGGCCAGCAGAGGGCGCGCCCGAACCGCGGAUCCAAGGAGCCCUCCCAGGCAGCUCACUGCAGGCCCGCGAGACUCCCGGUCGCCCCUCCCAGGCUGCAUUCUCCACACCGAGCGAGGCUAAGCCGCCGGGCCCGCGGGGGCAGCAGGGAACCGGGAAAGCUUUUCUCCUUGGUUGGCUUCGGAGACGCCCACCUGCCCCCUGCGCAUGCGCACGGACGAAUGUAUCUCAGUCCGGCCGCUAAACCCAGAAUUCCGGGUCUGGGGUCAUGCCCUUCCAGCCCCAGGCACCUUCGCUUGGUGCCUAGUGGGACCCAAACUCCUCAUCUUGCAGCCUCGCAGCCCCAAUCCGACCCCCAGGUCUCCCCAGCCCUUUGGGGCCACUAUCUGCAGUCCCACUAGGAAACAUGUCCUUAAGUGCUGACCUCUGCCACCCUCAGCUGCACUCCCUCGACUGUCCUCCUCUUACUCCCUGUCUGCGCUCGGCCCUUGGCCUCCUUACCCCAAACAGAUGUACCAGCCUCACCCUUAGAGGAAGAGAAAAAUCUUCCCAGUAGAUCCCCACAUGCCACAGGCUCGGGGUAGUGCCAGGGCCGGAGGCUGGAAGGCAGGGCCUUGUGGCCACCCUUCCCGGGUGCAAACCACCGAAGCCAUAGGCACCUCUGUGAGCACUUGUGAGAGGUACCUCCCGCUCCAGGCCCAGUCAUCUCACCAAGGCCCUUUCCAGUCCCCGCAGGGCAGGGAAGCCUAUUGCCCCUACAGGCGUCCCUAUGCCAUGUGACCAAACUUGCCACUUUGUCCUGGGAUCCCACUACCCCAACCUGGAGGGUCUGCAGUAUGUCCCCUACGCUUUCAGCCCCCUUCUGUCACCAAGGUCAUCAGCCUGUGUCCCAACUGCAACCCCACCCCGCCCCAUGACUCCAGGAACCUAGGGUCCCAGACCUGUCCUGGGACUCUGAGGAAAGGGAAAUCCUGGGCCAGGGCAGGCUGGCCAGGGACUUUGGGCCACUCCUUUCCAGGCUCAAUACCUCCUUCUGUGGGAUGGAGACAAGUCCUGCCCUGCUAACCUGAUCCCCAGGUUCAACGAAACCCAACAAACUUGGACAGAAAACAUU
Heterocephalus glaber (naked mole-rat) is the source of this 8206-nucleotide messenger RNA. RefSeq names its product secreted LY6/PLAUR domain containing 1 (gene Slurp1). Gene Ontology annotation, cellular component: plasma membrane. The record is from RefSeq and is a predicted model, not a curated record. Lineage: Eukaryota; Metazoa; Chordata; Mammalia; Rodentia; Bathyergidae.